Molecule: messenger RNA, 1349 nt
Organism: Heteronotia binoei (common prickly gecko)
Lineage: Eukaryota; Metazoa; Chordata; Lepidosauria; Squamata; Gekkonidae
Gene: ZCCHC9
Product: zinc finger CCHC-type containing 9
Exons: 7
Coding region: 298-1071 (257 amino acids)
Molecular function (GO): zinc ion binding; nucleic acid binding
Source: RefSeq, a predicted model, not a curated record
CCCACACACCUUUCCCACGAGUCCCGGCCUGAAUUUCCCAAGAACCUCUGUUGUUUCUUUCCCCGCCUCUAGGGCUGGUCAUACGGGAGGGAGUAAGGGCGGGCAGCCAGCCAGCCAGUCGUUAGCAUAGCCACGCCCCCAGCAGCCUUCAAUCGGUUCCGGAGAAGCGCGACUUGCCUUUUUGCUGCUAGUGCCGUCGACACUUCGCAGUUUGUGGACUGUUUGCUGGGGAUUCAACGUGCUGCCCUCUAGCUGUCGGGAGUCAAAAGGUCUUUUUAGGAAACUUUGAAUGAAGUUAUGACAAGAUGGGCUCGGGCUAACGUAACCCAGAGCAAGAAGGCUCUAGAUGCAACACCAUGGGAAGAUAUGAAAAAUAGUUCCUCUGGAACCACAGCAACAAAUAAAAAGCAAAGUCCUUUAAGGAAUCUCCAAGGAAAAAAGAAAAAUAAGAAGAAAAAAGACUAUCUGAAUGAAGAUGUUAAUGGUUUUAUGGAAUAUUUAAAACAAAAUUCACAAUUGCAUAGUGGCAAAGUGACUGACAGCCACAGAAUUAAGGAGGAAAUCACAACAGCCUUAAAGAAGGACCAACGCCGGGAGACUAGAAGGUUGAAAAGGCAAGAUAUAAAGAAGAACACCAUGGUGUGCUUCCACUGUAGAAAGCCAGGACAUGGUGUUGCAGAUUGCCCAGCUACACUUGACAGCCAAGAUAUGGGAACUGGAAUUUGUUAUCGUUGUGGAUCUACAGAGCAUGAAAUCAAUAAAUGCAAAGUAAAAAUAGAUCCUGCCCUUGGAGAUUUUCCAUAUGCAAAAUGCUUUAUUUGUGGUGAGAUGGGACAUCUUUCCAGGUCAUGUCCAGAUAAUCCUAAAGGACUCUAUGCUGAAGGAGGUUCUUGCAGGGUUUGUGGAUCUGUAGAGCACUUUAAAAAAGAUUGUCCAGAGAAUCAAAAUUCAGAUCGAGCAAUAACUGUUGGUCGAUGGCUCAAAGGAAUGAGUGCAGAUUAUGAAGAAAUUCUAGACAGUACUAAACUGCAAAAAUCAAAACCAAAAGUAGCCAAGGUUGUUAACUUCUGAUAUUUCCUAUCUUGCACGAUUUCUUAAAAUGAAACUCAAAUUAUGACCUAGAAGUGAUAAUAUGGCUGCUUUGCAGACUUUUAUAAGAAGACAAGGCUAUCCCAUCUGUCUCCCUUCCUGGAUGAUAAUAAAAAUGGAGGCUUUUAACAGAACAAAUUUCAGGAAGUGGCUGAAAUGGAAGGUAAUCAGAAAGAAAUUACUGGUUUCCCAAUCAGCAUAUCAUUCACUAAUAUGAUGCUUAUCUGUGGUAACUGAUGCCAAUAAAAAGUGUGAAUAUA